UUAUUCCUGGAAGUAAAUAAAAUUUUCAAGUUUGUGUCUAGGUUGUUGUUAUUGGGUAGGGACUAAGUUAUACAGUUAAUUACUUUUUUUUUAUUUCCGCGUAACAAUGGCUUCAAAGUUGUUUUCAUCUAUGAUUAAUCAUCUGAAAAGCAAAGAAUUCCGGACUUAUCUAUCCAGUACUCACUUCUGGGGACCUGUUGCUAAUUGGGGAAUACCGCUUGCUGCUAUAGCAGAUAUUAAAAAGGAUCCAAGUAUAAUUAGUGGCAAGAUGACUUUAGCAUUGUGUAUAUAUUCACUCCUUUUUAUGAGAUUUGCUUGGAAAGUACAACCUAGAAAUAUGCUGUUAUUUGCUUGCCAUUUUACAAAUGAAGCAGCUCAAAUAACUCAAGGUUGUAGACUUGUAAAGCAUGAGUAUCUUACUUCAUCUUCUUAAGCAAUGAUAUUUAGGCUAAUUAGGAAAUUCUUGUUAUUUACACCUCCUGAAGUUUUGAAGCUCAAUGAUUUAGCAUAGAUUUUAGCGUUCUGAUAUAAAAAUGCUGUUUAUUCAAUCAACUUACAUUUUCAUAUUAGUGCAUUAAGAAUUUUAUCAAAAUCCUGUUUAAUAUUGCUACAAUGUGGGCAGCUGUUAUGACACAUUUUUAAAGGAAAGAAUAAUUCUAGUCGUAUAAUUGUUUGACCUUAUUGUGACCAAUUUGACUAUUAGAACAUUAUUAACUAAUUAUUGAACACUAUUACCUAUUUAGUAAUGGCAAAUAACUUUUCAUUUUCAAUGUUUUAACGGGAUUUGUUUUUUAAAUUGUCUAUAAUUCAAAUAAGUAUGAUGAAUAUUAUUCUAAUUCUGAAUUUAGUAUCAGAACUCUCAGUGGAAAAACAACACACUGAAUAUUAGCUUAUUGUGAACCAGCUGAGAAAUGUUAAAUUUUAAAAACUUACUCUAAUUUAAAUUAUAAUUAGACAAGGAUAAAUAUCCAAUGAAAAUUUUAAUUGACUCUAUUAGUUGAGAAAUAUAUUUUUACAUUUUGUUUUAAAUAUGGAUGGCUUACUAUAAAGAACUAUCUUCUUUCAUUUUAAAUUGUUUUUGACUUAAAGGUUUUAUGGCUAAAUCUUUUAUGUCUAUUUUUAAUGUCACCAUCUGCUGUGUUUACUGAAUUACUAUACUUUUUUUUUUAAAUAACUUGCAUUAUAUAAUAAAUGUUGACUAUAAGUUUAUUUUGUAAAACAAUUAUUUGCAAAGUAAUAACACUUAUUUCACUAUAAGUUUUUGUUUUAGUGACAUACUUAAGAAAUGUGUAAAAAAUAAAUAUAUUUAAUCCUGUUCUUAAUUUUUUUUUAAAAAGCAUGAAUUUUAAUCCCGCUACAAUAUUUGCAGUGGUGAGGGUUAUCACAAGAAUUAUAAUGCAAACUCUGAAAGAUGACAAGCAAGAAUUCUAAAAGUUGACAGCUACACUAGCGUAAUCAAUAAAUGUGAUAAUUAUCAACCAAUAUCAGUGCAUAAUCUGAUAAUUGAGUAUUAAUCAAUCGAUAUCAAUGCACAGUCAAUCAAUUUAAUGCAUUGUUAACUCUAUUUUCUAUAAAAAUGUGUUGCUUUGUUUUAAAAUAAUUUUUAAUUAAAUUGCAUAUGAGAAUCGUGUUUAAGAGAAUUAUUUUUUUUACAAUAAUAUAUUUUAGGGUUACUAACUGCAGCGAUUUUGGUUAAAGCUACUUGGUCGUUUUAGUUUUUUUUUAAAAAUUACUUUAGAUUGUUUUACUUUCUAAUGCUACUUAAAUGUUUUGUUAUUUUUCUUUAUAAUUAAGUUUUUGUUUGUUAUAGUUUAGUUGGAUUGUUUAUCACAUUGAGAUCAUGUGGUUUUGAUCUAAAGUUGUAAGUUAUGAAACAGACAUGUAUUGUGUUUUUCUGAGAAUUUUCUUUAUAAUAUUUUUGAACAUCAGAAUUCAGGUCAUAAUAAAUAGCGCAUUUAUUUGUUGACGUAUAAUGUAUAUUUUAACUUAAGUUAAUAAAUAUGUUGAAUAAAC
Messenger RNA from Parasteatoda tepidariorum (common house spider), 2013 nucleotides. The record is from RefSeq and is a predicted model, not a curated record. Lineage: Eukaryota; Metazoa; Arthropoda; Arachnida; Araneae; Theridiidae.